Molecule: messenger RNA, 1908 nt
Organism: Fonsecaea erecta
Lineage: Eukaryota; Fungi; Ascomycota; Eurotiomycetes; Chaetothyriales; Herpotrichiellaceae
Exons: 5
Coding region: 1-1908 (635 amino acids)
Molecular function (GO): long-chain fatty acid-CoA ligase activity; long-chain fatty acid transmembrane transporter activity
Source: RefSeq, a predicted model, not a curated record
AUGGCACCAGCAACCGCAACAGCAAUCGGACUCGCGGGUGCCGCCGCCCUCUCUGCCUAUCUCAACGCCAAGUUCCACCUGGGCAAAGACCUGACGCACAUCUACUACCAACACCGCGGGGAACGCCACCAGGCACGGCUGAAGGCGCAGCACAAGAUCAACAUCUGGGCCACGUUCUGCGAGAACUGCGACACAUUCGCCGACCGGGACUGCAUCUGGUACUCCGACCCCGGUCCGUCCUCGUCGAUCAGUCCGCCCACGACGGUAGCGCACACGUACACCUGGCGCGAGGCCCGCGAGUAUGCGUGUCAAUACGCGCAGUGGUUCCUGGCCGCCGCCAACGUCCGGCCCGGAGACUGCGUGGGGUUCUACCUGCAGAACAGUCCGGACUUUGUGCUCGCGUGGCUCGGCUUGCUGGCCAUCGGAUGCUACCCGGCCAUGAUCAACUACAACCUCGUCGGAGGGGCGCUGGUGCAUUGUGUGAAGAUCGCGGAGUGCAAAGUGCUGCUGGUCGAUGAGGACUUCAAGGACCGAGUGUUGGGGAACAAUGAGCUGCAGCAGCUGGGCGUCAGCAUGCACGUCGUUGAUCGAGGAUUUCGGGCCCGCUUGUCGAGACUCCCAGCGACGAUGCCCAGUGCAGAGUACACAAAGGAUGUGGGCGAGAAGACAAGACUGGCAUUGCGGUACACCAGUGGCACGACCGGGUACCCGAAAGGUGUCAUGGCGACAGUCGGCCGGUACUACGCGCGACUCGCCAGCCAGUUCACCGAGAUGGGCAUCCACCCUUUGCGAUCAGAUGGCUCAGGGGAUCGAUGGUACAUCUGUAUGCCCAUGUGCCAUUCCACUGCAGGUUCGGCAGUCAUCAUUUGCAUGAUCAUGCCGACGACAUUGUGCAUCGGCAAGAAAUUCUCCGCCUCACGGUUCUGGGACGAGGUACGGGCGUCUCGCUCGACAAUGGCCACCUACGUCGGGGAGAUCGCCCGGUAUCUGCUCGCUCAGCCCCCGUCCGCGUCGGAUCGCCAGCACUCCCUCCGCAUGGUGUACGGCAACGGCAUGAGACCGGACGUGUGGGGACGGUUCCAGGAGAGAUUCGGCAUCCCCAAGGUGUGCGAGUUCUACGGCUCCACGGAAGGCGGUCUCUCGCACCUCAACCUCCAAGAGGGAGAUUUCCUCCGCGACGCCGUGGGCCACGACGGGCUGAUCCGCCGGUGGCAGCUGCACGACCAGAUGGUGCCGGUAUUGGUGGACGCCGAGACGAACGAAAUCGUGCGCGACGGUACCACAGGGUUCGCGGUGCGCAUGCCGUACGCGGUUGGAGGCGAGCUGCUGUUCCGACUCGACUCCGAGGCCAACUUCGUGGGGUACUGGGGCAAUCGGGAAGCGACGGAGAAGAAGCUGGCGCGCGACGUUUUCCGCAAGGGGGACCUGUGGUACCGCACGGGCGACUCGCUGCGGCGCGACGCGGACGGCAAGUGGUCGUUCCUCGACCGGCUGGGCGACACCUUCCGCUGGAAGGGCGAGAACGUCGCCACCGCCGAGGUGUCCGAGUGUCUGGGCCGGUUUCCUGGGGUGAUUGACGCCAACGUCUACGGCGUGCGGGUGCCCAACCACGACGGCCGGGCCGGUUGUGCCGCGUUGAUGCUCAGUCCGGAAGUGGCGGGGAGGUUUGACUUUGAUGGGCUGUUGAGAGACCUCCCGGGCUACGCGAUCCCGCUCUUCCUCCGCAUCGUACCCACAGGCUCGCUGAACUCGAUGGGCCUGAAGCAGGACAAAGUCCAGCCGCGGGACGAGGGCGUCGACCCGGCCAGGGUGGGCGGCGACCAGCUCUACGUCUUGCGGGGGGACCGGUACGUCGUCUUUGCCAGGGCAGACUGGGACGAUUUGGCGAAGGCGAGGGCACGGUUGUGA